AUGGCCGGCUGCAACCCGUGCAAUCGAGACUUUGAGGUUGAAAUAUCUGACCAUGACGGUGAGCACCCGUCUCGGAGAGUCAAAGUCAAGUCAACUCGGGCUUCUCAGCAUGGUCCUGCUCCUACGACUCCUGCCACUCAUACGACUCCCGCCACUCCCGCUGUAGCUCCACUGCCUGCAAAUAUGAAACGCAGGUCGAGGGAGUACUCGGGCUCUUAUGGCAAUUUCAAAGGGAUGUACAAAUCGACAGAUGAGUACCCUGCUGAUUCUAGUAGUAGGCCAGCACAGCAGUCGACCCCAGCUCCGCCACCAACAGCAGGGCAGCAAACAGAGCCUGCUCAAGGUGAAGAAGGACGUCACCAUAGGAGGCAUAGCCAUCGUCAUAGUAGACAUAGUCACGGUCAUAGUCAUGAUAGUGAUAAUGGAGACCAACGACACUCAGGCAGUCACAGCAAAAACGGACUCAGCUCUUUCUUGGAACUUCUAGGCAAAGCUUUCUCAAUAUGGGAAUUACUUAAUGCCUGGCCAGGUGGAAGCAACCACACAGGCGGAAGCAACCAUAGGGAAGGUGGCAAUUCGCAUAGAGAGACCCCCGCGUGGGAGAAUAUCUUGAGAACUGUCACGGAAGUCAUUGGAGAAGAUGAGAGUGGGUCCAGCACGCCACCCGCACGUGAGAGUAACCACAGGAGCAGACAUGGUAGAGAUAAUGAGUCCGAGAGAUAG
Molecule: messenger RNA, 723 nt
Organism: Fomitiporia mediterranea MF3/22
Lineage: Eukaryota; Fungi; Basidiomycota; Agaricomycetes; Hymenochaetales; Hymenochaetaceae
Exons: 1
Coding region: 1-723 (240 amino acids)
Source: RefSeq, a predicted model, not a curated record